Molecule: messenger RNA, 1686 nt
Organism: Microthlaspi erraticum
Lineage: Eukaryota; Viridiplantae; Streptophyta; Magnoliopsida; Brassicales; Brassicaceae
Source: the annotation of a GenBank genome assembly
AUGUCGGAUCUUCGGGCACCGCUAGUGAGGCCAAAGAGAAAGAAGACAUGGGUCGAUUACUUCGUCCAGUUCCGAUGGAUCAUCGUCAUCUUCGUGGUCCUCCCAAUCUCAGCCACACUCUACUUCCUCAUCUACGUCGGAGACAUGUGGUCAGAAUCCAAAUCCUACGAGAAACGCCGCAAGGAGCACGACGACAACGUCAUGAAAGUCAUCAAACGCCUCAAGGAGAGGAACGCCGCCAAGGACGGCCUCGUCUGCACCGCCCGCAAGCCCUGGAUCGCCGUGGGAAUGAGGAACGUCGACUACAAGAGAGCACGACACUUCGAGGUCGACUUGGGAGCGUUCCGCAACAUCCUCGAGAUCAACAAGGAGAAGAUGAUCGCUAGAGUCGAGCCUCUCGUCAACAUGGGACAGAUCUCUCGCGCCACAGUCCCGAUGAACCUCUCUCUCGCUGUCGUCGCUGAGCUAGACGAUCUCACCGUCGGUGGACUCAUCAACGGGUACGGUAUCGAAGGAAGCUCACACAUCCACGGCUUGUUCGCUGACACAGUCGAAGCCUACGAGAUCGUCCUCGCCGGUGGAGAACUCGUCCGUGCAACUAAAGACAACGAGUACUCCGAUCUUUACUACGGCAUCCCUUGGUCGCAGGGAACUCUCGGGCUCCUCGUGGCUGCGGAGAUCAAGCUGAUUCCGGUUAAGGAGUACAUGAGACUCAAAUACAUACCGGUGAAAGGAGAUCUCCAAACCGUAGCGCAAGGCUACAUGGACGCAGUGGCGCCACGAGACGGAGACAAGAGCAAGAUCCCUGAUUUCGUGGAGGGAAUGGUUUACAGUCCGGAAGAAGGAGUGAUGAUGGUUGGGAACUACGCGUCUAAAGAAGAAGCCAAGAAGAAAGGGAACAAGAUCAACAGCGUUGGGUGGUGGUUCAAGCCGUGGUUCUACCAGCACGCGGAGACCGCGCUCAAGAGAGGGGAGUUUGUGGAAUACUUACCGACGAGGGAGUACUACCACAGGCACACGAGGUGCUUGUAUUGGGAAGGGAAACUUAUUCUUCCGUUUGGUGAUCAGUUUUGGUUUAGGUUCCUCUUUGGUUGGUUGAUGCCUCCAAAGGUCUCUCUCCUUAAGGCCACUCAAGGUGAAGCUAUUAGGAACUAUUACCAUGACAUGCAUGUUAUUCAAGACAUGCUUGUUCCUCUUUACAAAGUCGGCGAUGCCCUUGAAUGGGUCCACCACGAAAUGGAGGUGUAUCCGAUAUGGCUAUGCCCACACAAACUCUACAAGACGCCAAUCAAGCAGCAGAUUUACCCAGAGCCAGGGUUCGAGUAUGAGAACAGACAAGGAGACACGGAGGAUGCUCAGAUGUUUACUGAUGUUGGAGUCUACUACGCGCCGGGUGCUGUCCUCAGAGGUGAAGAGUAUGAUGGGUCGGAGGCAGUGCGUAAGAUGGAGAAGUGGCUGAUCGAGAACCAUGGAUUCCAGCCGCAGUACGCAGUGUCUGAGCUGGACGAGAAGAGCUUCUGGAGAAUGUUUGAUGCUGACCUGUAUGAGCAUUGCCGCAAGAAGUACAGAGCUGUUGGAACGUUCAUGAGCGUUUACUACAAGUCGAAGAAAGGAAGGAAGACUGAGAAGGAAGUUAGAGAAGCCGAGCAAGCUCAUCUCGAAACAGCUUACGCUGAGGCUGAUUAA